CAUGUUCUCGCUCUAGCUCGCCGGUUGAAUUACAAAAGGGAAUAAUGCAUGUAUGCAUAUAUGUUUCUCAGAAGCUGGUUAUCUUAACUAAGCUUAGCUAGAUAUAAAUAGAGCUGCACAGGACCAAGUUUUCUUCACUCACUCACCAUCAGCUGCUUCUCUCGAGCUUAGUACUAGCAACAACCAGCCAUGGGAAGUGAGAAGCAGCAAAUUGCUGGCCUUGCUGUGGUGGUAGCAAUAGCAUUGCUUGGUUGCGCUUGCGAUGCGAGCCCCCUGUUUCACUACCCGAUGGUGCCCAGGCAAAGCCCGGCUCCUGGCUAUUCACCGCUCUCCGAGGACUACUACAAGGGCAAGUGCUACGACCACGACGUGGAACUUAUCGUCAAAGACGUUGUGUACAAGGCGUUGAGCGAGCCUUACGGCCGCGGCAUCGGCGCCGGCCUCAUCCGCCUCUUCUUCCACGACUGCUUUGUCCAGGGUUGCGAUGCGUCGGUGCUGUUGGACCCGACACCAACCAACCCGGAGCCCGAGAAGCAUGGAAUCCCCAACCGCAACAGCCUGCGCGGCUUCGAGGUGAUCGAUGCCAUCAAGAAGGCGGUCAAUGAAAAGUGUGGCAACAUCGUCUCGUGCGCCGACAUCCUGGCCUUCGCUGCGCGCGAUGCCACCGUCUUUCUAAGCAAAGAAAGGGUGGGCUACUUCAAGAUGCCCGCCGGCCGUUACGACGGAAAAGUAUCCCUCGCUAGCGAGACCAUCCCCAACCUGCCCCCGCCUUUCGCCAACCUCGAAACUCUCAAGGCCAUGUUCAAGACCAAGGGGCUCGAGACCGAUGAGAUGGUAACCCUCUCCGGUGCCCACAGCAUCGGGAUCUCCCGCUGCUCGUCCUUCAGCGACCGAAUCAACGCCUCUAGCCCCUCGGACAUGGAGCCCGGGUUAGCCAAUGAGCUGAGAGCUAAAUGCAACAACCAGCCUAGUGUCACGGUGGAUCAGGAUUCUGUGACUCCUGUGGACCUGGACAGACAGUACUACAAGAACGUCCUCAACAAGAAAGUGUUGUUCCAGUCAGACGCCGUGCUCUCAUCGGGGGAGACCGUGGGCCAGGUGUGGCUCAAUGCCAAUUGGCCGGGCCUGUGGGAAUCUAGGUUCAAGGCAGCCAUGGUGAAGAUGGGCAAGAUCGAGGUGAAGACCAAGGACAAUGGGGAGAUCAGAAAGCAGUGCAGGUCCAUCAACUAGUAGUGCUGAUCCAAUGACCGCAACAAUGCCAGAAAGAUCUGAAUAAGCUCGUGCUUUUUUGCCUUCUGCUAUUUUGGAAUUUCAAUUAAUCGUUGUUGAAUUAUUACUGUACGUACUAUUUCUUUUCCACGUACUAAGGUUUUUGUUCAGUCUUGAAUUACAUUUGAUUGAUUGUACCAAAACAGUUAUUGGUGUACGUACUUCAUAUCAAUUAAUUAAUGAGAUGAUAUUUUUUGUUUGUUUAA
This is a messenger RNA of Brachypodium distachyon (stiff brome), 1475 nucleotides long. Its product is annotated as peroxidase 2. Lineage: Eukaryota; Viridiplantae; Streptophyta; Magnoliopsida; Poales; Poaceae. The transcript is spliced from 2 exons. The record is from RefSeq and is a predicted model, not a curated record. Bases 190 to 1230 code for a protein of 346 amino acids. Gene Ontology annotation, cellular component: plant-type cell wall; plasmodesma. Gene Ontology annotation, molecular function: peroxidase activity; heme binding. Gene Ontology annotation, biological process: hydrogen peroxide catabolic process; response to oxidative stress.